This is a messenger RNA of Gracilinanus agilis (Agile Gracile Mouse Opossum), 2148 nucleotides long. It is a transcript of the gene ZNF750, whose product is annotated as zinc finger protein 750. Gene Ontology annotation, biological process: epidermis development; positive regulation of transcription by RNA polymerase II. Gene Ontology annotation, molecular function: DNA-binding transcription activator activity, RNA polymerase II-specific; RNA polymerase II cis-regulatory region sequence-specific DNA binding; promoter-specific chromatin binding. The record is from RefSeq and is a predicted model, not a curated record. The transcript is spliced from 2 exons. Lineage: Eukaryota; Metazoa; Chordata; Mammalia; Didelphimorphia; Didelphidae. The coding region runs from base 1 to 2148 and encodes 715 amino acids. Gene Ontology annotation, cellular component: nucleus.
AUGAGUCUUCUCAAAGAACGAAAACCAAAGAAACCUCAUUAUAUCCCAAGGCCUCCAGGAAAGCCAUUUAAAUAUAAGUGUUUUCAGUGCCCCUUUACUUGCAAUGAAAAAUCACAUCUUUUUAAUCAUAUGAAGUAUGGCCUCUGUAAAAACUCCAUUACAUUAGUAUCAGAACAAGAUCGAGUUCCCAAAUGUCCCAAGUCCAAUUCCUUAGAGCCUAAACAAACUCAUCACAUAGAUUCAUUAGUUAAACCAACUACUUCCAAGUCAAUCACCAAUGGACUAACAAAUCUUGAUUCUAAGCUUCAACACAGCUUUGCCAAGGAAGAAGCAAAGGAAAAUUUAGAAUCACGAAACUGUGAGACAAGUAAAUCAUUAGGACAAAACCCUCCAGUUCAAAAGAAAGCAACCUCUCUUGGUUCAGUCUCAGAAAGUACAAUUACUAUCCAACCUAUUCUAGAAGGUGGUGCCAGACCUUCAGCUUUUGUACCAGUAGAACACAGACUUAAAGGAUCAGAAAAUGAUGAAGUAUCUGAAAUGCUGCCAAUACCUGACCCAAUUACCAAAAGCUCUUUUCACACUAAAUCUGCCUUCCAUACACCUAAUCACCCAUGGAAAACUGGCUCUUUUCUCCCAGAGCUGUCACAUAAAAUUCCAUCUACAAAAGGUUUUGGGUCCAUUUCUUCUUAUAUACAACCAACUAUUCCAGAAUAUCCACCUCAUUUUUACACAGAGCAUGGACUAGCUACUAUAUAUUCACCCUAUUUACUCACAGGUAAUUCAGUAGAGUGUGAAAACACUUUGCUAUCUGUCUAUGGUACUCAAGACCAAAGACAUUUUCUUUCCCACCCAGGACCAAUUCCUAAACAUUUGAAUCCAUCACCAUCAACAUAUGAGCCCUACAAAUUUUUCCAACAGUAUCACUCCAGUCUUCCCAUACCAUAUGGGUUCUAUAGACCAGAGUCUGCAUUCUCUUCCUAUGGCCUUAAACUUCCACAUGUUGCUAGUAUUACAAGAGAGCAAAGUUCUCACCUACUUGAAGAAACUAACUUGAUCUAUCCAAAUUCAAAUCAAUCCAGAUUAAAUUCCUGGAACUCCCACAAAAAACACAUAGAUUAUGAAAAAGAAAGCUUAGUUCUCCAAAGCCAAGAUCAUUCCAAAGAUGAGCCAAAUGAUAGAGAUGGGGCCAAGAUGAGUCCCCGUGCAGGAAGUGCAGCUACAGGAUCUCCAGGAAGACCAAGUCCCACCAACUUCACUCAGACAAGCCAUGCAUCUGAAGGACUGUUUGAGCUCUCAAAUAAAUCUUCCCCUGGACCAUGUGGAAAAUUAAAUCAACCUGAAGAAAAUGCCACAGCCUUCAGACUUGUUCGAAAAAACUCAGAAUAUCCUGAUCUACAGUUAAACAGAACAGACUCUACAAGAAGCAUUAAUGUUAUUGAUGAAGAAGUACAACAUCAGAUAGGAGGUACAUCUAACACAAAUGAGGAUUCUUCUAACACAGAGGAAGACCCAGGAAUAGUUCCACUCAAUCUUUCUAAGAAAUCUGAAAAAAAAAAGGGAAUCAUACAUGAACAUAUAUACAAAAACAUGACCCAAAUGGAAACUCAAGACAUUAUGAAGCUACAAGACAUGCCUUUAAACCUCUCAGUGAAGGAUACCUGCAAUACUAAUACUCUGAACCUGAAACCUUCAUUCCACAGUCUUUCACAAGAUGCGGAAGUUGCUGCUACUCGGAAAACUGAAAGUUCUAAAGCAGAACACUGUAUAAAGAACCACCAGCAAAACAUCCAUCAAGAUGACGUUUUGUUCACAGCCAAUAAUGGUGAAGCCCAAGAUUUAAGAAUGAUUGACAACAGUGAUGAACAAAAACAAACAGCUGCUGUUGCUCUCUGCCAACUAGCUGCAUACAGUCCUGAAAAAAUAAGGGUAGAAACUGAAGAGCAAAAUUCUCAGGAUUCCACUUUUCAACAAGAUGAACCCACUUUCAGUUCCAAAGAAAUUCUGGAGACGGAAUGUAAUACUAAAUCAAAAGGACAAAAGCGGACGAAUCAAAAAGAAACAGGAAAAUCUCACCAAGGAACUAAAAAGGCAAAACUAAAUGACACUGCAAGAGUAUUCACUCUAAGAAAGAGAACCAGGGUGACUUAA